Molecule: messenger RNA, 1587 nt
Organism: Kuraishia capsulata CBS 1993
Lineage: Eukaryota; Fungi; Ascomycota; Pichiomycetes; Pichiales; Pichiaceae
Exons: 1
Coding region: 1-1587 (528 amino acids)
Biological process (GO): protein folding
Cellular component (GO): cytosol; nucleus
Molecular function (GO): ATP binding; ATP-dependent protein folding chaperone
Source: RefSeq, a predicted model, not a curated record
AUGUCGUCAGUUAUUGGUAUUGCCUUCGGUAACACCACCUCUUCUAUUGCUGUUGCCACUCCCGAUGGGAAGGUCGAUGUGAUCGCUAACCCCGACGGAGACAGAGCCAUUCCAUCUGCUCUGUCGUAUGUUGGUGAUGACGAGUACCACGGAGCCCAGGCCGUUGCUCAGUUGGUGAGAAACCCAAAGAACACUGUGAUCAACUUCAGAGACUUUAUUGGAAAAUCGUUCCAGGAUAUCGAUCUGUCCAAGAGCCAGGCCUCUGCCGUGCCAGUAGAUGUCAACGGUAAGAUCUCUUACAAGCUCAACCCGGCAGACAAGGAAAUUUCUCUCAGUGUGGAUGAAAUCGUCAAAAGACACUUGGUUCAGAUUAAGGAGGCUGCCGUUGAUUACACGGGAACAAAGGUUGAGAGCGUGGUGAUCACGGUUCCUACCAACUUCACCGAGGUGCAGAAGGAGGAGCUUGUCAAGAUUGCUGCCGAAGCAGGUCUCAAUGUCAUCCAAUUGAUCAACGAGCCAACUGCAGCUUUGCUGGCACAUUUGUCUGCAGCUGACAGACUCUUGGAGGACAAGAUUUUUGUGGUUGCCGACUUUGGUGGUAUCAGAUCCGAUGCUGCUGUAAUUGCCGUCAGAGGAGGUAUCUUCACCGUCCUUGCUUCUCAGCACGAUUUUAACCUGGGAGGUGACUCCCUAGACGAUGCCCUUGCUGAGUUCUUCUCCAAAGAGUUUGAGAAGAAGUUCAGUGCCAAUCCUAGAAACAGUGCGCGUUCGCUCGCCAAGCUCAAGGCUGCUUGUAUCAUCACCAAGAAGACUCUGUCCAACGUCCAGACCUCGACUAUUUCCAUUGAUUCUCUUGCCGAUGGCUUUGACUUCCACUCCACCAUCAACAGAUUGCGUUUCGAGCUGGUCGGAAGAGCUGUCUUCACCAAGAUGGCUGAGUUCGUCGAGAGCACAGUGAAGAAGGCUGGUUUGGAGAACCUCGAUAUCGACGAGGUCUUGCUGGUUGGUGGUACUUCCCACAUUCCGAAGGUGUCUGCCAACAUGGAGGCCAUCUUCCCAGAGACUACCGUGAUUUCCAAGAGCGUGGAUCCUAAUGAAUUGGCAUGUCGUGGUGCUGCCUUGCAAGCCUCUAUGGUUUCCUCUUUUGAGAAGGAGGAGAUCUCCGAGUCCUUGCAGCCUGUUGUUGUGAACACCUUGCACCUGGCCAAGCCAAUUGGUAUCAAGGGUGCUUCUGGUGAGUUCAUCUCUGUGUUGUCCCAGGAGACUGCCUACCCCAUCAAGAAGUCUGUGAUUAUUGAGUCCAGUGCAGAGGAUGCUCUGGUGGAGAUCUACGAAGGUGAGAGACACGUCAAGGAAACCGUUGUUGAGGCUGAAAAGUACUCUGAUGACGAGGAAGACGACUACUCUGACGAAGAGCCCGAGGUCGUCAAGUCUGUGGAGUACAAGCCAGCUGAGCUCUUGGCCGAAUUGGUGCUGCCACAGGUGGGUGCUGGCUCCAAGGUCGAGGUGAUUCUCAGCAUCGAUAGAGAGAACAAGUUGAAGAUCACUGCCAGAUCCGGAGCCGUUGUCGUUUCCGGUACUGUGUAA